This is a messenger RNA of Letharia columbiana, 984 nucleotides long. RefSeq lists its product as uncharacterized. The record is from RefSeq and is a predicted model, not a curated record. The coding region runs from base 1 to 984 and encodes 327 amino acids. NCBI's taxonomy places the organism in Eukaryota, Fungi, Ascomycota, Lecanoromycetes, Lecanorales, Parmeliaceae. Gene Ontology annotation, molecular function: zinc ion binding; DNA binding. The transcript has 4 exons. Gene Ontology annotation, cellular component: nucleus. Gene Ontology annotation, biological process: DNA-templated transcription.
AUGUGGACCAUGGCAGCAUCAUUUUCGACGCAAUUUCGAAACAUCCAAGACAAUCUCUACCGAGAGACCAGAAACAUGUUGGAAGCGUUCGAGUCGGACAGUGAUAAAACCGAGCUGAUCUUUUUGGAGCACAUCCAGGCAUGGAUUCUAUUGGCAAUGUUUGAGUUCAUGCACAACAACCAUCAAAGAGGCUUGAUGAGUGCAGGGAGAGCAUUUCGCCUCGUCCAGAUGCUAUGUCUUUUUGAAAUUGACAGUCCAAGCUAUGCUAUGGCUCGACAGUCCUGCGCCCCCACGGACCAUGUCAAACCCGAGGAAAGUCGAAGGACGUUCUGGGUAGCCUACACCAUGGACAGGGUUGUCAGCUUCAACUAUGGAUUGCCGCUGACGUUGAAUGAAUUAGAGAUUUGCACUCGGCUUCCCACUCCCGAAGCCAAAUUCCAAAGCGGCGAGCCAGCUCUGAUGGGUUUUCUGUGUGAAUUCAUGGGUGGCAUCAACCAAGACAGUGUCCCCCCUUUUACGGAAUGCAUCAUUCUGGCCACCAUUUGCGGACGCAGUGUAUCCCACAAGCAACGAAUGACCGUUGAGCGAGUUUAUGGAGCGUCGACGCAGGACUCCCUCGACCGCCAUCAGUGGCUCAAUACCAUCCUGGCAGCAAGAAUUCCAAGUCCUGUCCCUCAGCUGUCCUUCCACGUCCGAGUCUUUCUCUAUCUCUACAAGAUCAUUGAACCCGUAGUCUUGGACAAAGAUGAAAACCAGGGUAUGAUGGCUCAAUACGAGCAGCAGUCGCUCACAGCGGCGGAGGAGACAAGUCACCUCACCAAAAAUGCUGGCGCAGCUGAACCAUUUCCAAGCUCAUCCGUUCGUCCCGGUCUGCCUUUUUGUGUGUGCAGAAUUCUUCAUGAAACACAGAAGCGUGAACCGAUCCUACGGCCUACAGCUCCAGGAAACAUUGGAAGCUCUCCGCAGAUUGGCCGGUUUCAAUAA